GUUGUGAACAAAAUAUCAAGUGAGCUACAUGUACCUACAUUAAUCACGGUUAUGGGGGCGGAGAGUUAUGAACUACUCGUGAGUUUGUGUACCCCGGAAAAACCCACAUCAAAAACGUUUUUAGAACUAACAAAAAUUUUGGAAAAUUACCUUCAACCAAAACCCAGCGAGCUGGCGGAAAGAUUUAAAUUCCGACAAAGAAAACAAAGGGACGGUGAAAGUAUAUCAGAAUAUGUAACGGACCUAAAGAAAAUGUCGAAAACUUGCGAGUUUGAUAGCUGGUUGCAAGAAAGUUUGCGCGAUCAGUUCGUAUGCGGUAUCAGUAGUGAAACAAUUCGGCAGAGAUUAUUUGCCGAAAGCAAACUAGACUUUGGCAAGGCUUAUCAAUUAGCCGUGAGUAUGGAGGCGGCGGAGAAGGAUGCAGCCAGCGUCGAUGUGCAUCCGAAAAUAUCUGGAGACUCGAGCGCAUCCACAAACUGCUACGCGAUGAUCAGUACAAGACGGACCGGGCGCGCGAUCGGUUGUGACGGCGAGCGGCGCGCGGGCAGUAAGGGCGAGGUCAGGAUGCGUGGCAGAGCAUCCAGGAUAGCAGCAGCAACGCCCACCGGGCCGAGGGUACCAACAUCGGUGCUGGAUGAUCGACGACGACACCAGCGCGAGUGUCGUGCGUGCGGUAAUGCACACGAUGUAGUGACCUGCAAGUUUGCUCGCUACGUGUGUCGAGUGUGCAAUAAACAAGGGCAUUUACAAAGGAUGUGUCCUUAUCUAGCAGGACAACACAGCCUCAACGUGGUGCAGAGUGAGACUGACAGUUUAUUAAACAGUGAAGGAAGUGACGAGUUCCAGAUAUUGUAAGGUGUUCGCGGACGGCCUGGGACGGUUCACUGGGCCGCCGGUGAGCAUCCGUGUGCGGGAGGGAGCGCAGCCCGUGUUCAUGCGAGCGCGUCCGCUGGCUUAUGCGUUGCGUGCACCCGUGGAGCGCGCACUCGAGCAGCUGGUGGCGGACGGUAUUCUCACACCCGUCGACCGCUCCGACUGGGCGACUCCCAUUGUGCCCGUAGUGAAAAAAGACGGUAACAUUAGGAUUUGCGCCGAUUAUAAGUUAACUUUAAAUAAAGUUAUAGAAGUCGACCGUUAUCCUUUGCCUAGAGUAGAAGACUUACUGGUACGUUUACAAGGGGGGCAGAGGUUCAGUAAAAUUGACCUUUCACAAGCUUACGCACAAUUUGUACUGGACGAAUCUGCCAAAUAUACGGUGAUCAACACACAUAAAGGUUUGUUUAGGUAUAACCGCUUAGUAUACGGCUUAUCAUCAAGCCCUGGCAUUUUUCAAAAACAUUUAGAGCAAUUAUUUAAUCUACCGUAUGUUGGCGUAUUUUUGGACGAUAUAAUUAUUACAGGGCGCAACACAGAGGAGCAUAUUAGUAAUUUACAUAAAGUAUUUGACCGUUUGCAGUCGUACGGACUUCGAGUUAAAAAGGAAAAGUGUGUAUUUUUUGCUGAAUCAGUCAAUUACUUAGGUUAUGUAAUUAGUAAGGAUGGUAUUCACACUUGUCCGGAUAAGAUUAAGGCAAUAGGUAGACACCCCCGUUCCUACGAACGUGUCUGAGUUAAGGGCCUAUAUAGGAAUGAUAAUGUAUUAUGCAAAAUUCGUAAAAAAUAUCAGCACUAUUCUCGCACCCUUAUAUAAUUUAUUGCGUACGGGAAUAAAAUUUGAUUGGUGUGACGAUUGUCAAAGAGCCUUUAAAAAGGUAAAAGAACUAUUGAGUUCUAGUAAAAUUCUAAUGCAUUACUCUAGCGAUUUGCCUAUUGUGCUGACGUGUGAUGCGAGUAGCGUGGGUGUAGGUGCAGUGAUCUCGCACCUGACGCCAGAGGGCGAGCGGCCGGUGGCGUAUGCGUCGCGCUCGCUCACGGCUGCAGAGCGAGCCUACUCGCAGAUCGAUCGGGAGGCGCUCGCUAUUGUGUUCGGUGUAAGAAAAUAUCAUCAGUAUCUUUAUGGGCGAAAAUUCAUAUUGCGUACGGACCAUAAACCGUUAACACACAUAUUCGGUAAAAAAACGGGAAUACCGGUUAUGGCCGCUUCACGUAUCCAACGUUGGGCCGUACUUUUAUCUGGUUACGACUACAAUAUCGAAUACGUAACGUCUAAUAAAAAUUGCGCCGACGGUUUAUCAAGAUUACCAAUUUCUUCUAAUAAUAAAAAAACGAUAAAUAGAGAAAUUACUUAUAUUAACUUCGUUGAAAAUUUUUUACCGGUUACUAAUGAGGAUGUUACGAAGGCGACUUCAAAGGAUAUUAUUCUUAGUAGAAUUUUCGCCUAUAUCAAAUCGGGUUGGCCGACAGUUUGCCCUGGUGAAGAGGUUAAACCUUAUUUUGUUAGGCGCAAUGAACUAUAUUUAGAUAACGGAUCGAUUAUGUGGGGGUAUAGAAUGGUAAUACCUUCAUAUUUACGUCCAAUUAUUUUAAAACAACUACACAGCAGCCACAUGGGUAUUGUAAAAAUUAAGGGGCUGGCACGGAGUUAUGUGUGGUGGUCGAACAUCGAUGCGGAUGUGGAAGCGCUAUGCCGAAGCUGCGAGACCUGCGCCUCUGAGGCGGACGCCCCGCCGCGCGCGCCUCCUAACCCCUGGCCCUACUUGCCUCCCUGGUCUAGAGUUCACAUAGACUUCCUAGGACCGUAUAAAGGUAAAACUUAUUUAGUUUUAAUAGAUUCGAGCUCGAAAUGGCUUGAAAUUAUUGAAGUAGCGCGAACGAAUGCGACUUCCAUUGUUAAGGUGCUGAGGUCAAUAUUUGCAAGAUUCGGUUUGCCCUUAGAACUAGUGUCUGACCAGGGACCGCCUUUCACAAGUAUUGAAUUUAAAAGUUUUUUGAAAAAUAAUGGCAUUCAGCAAAGGUUUUCACCGGCGUACCACCCUGCAUCUAAUGGGGCAGCGGAAAAUGCUGUUAAGCUGUGUAAGAGGGCAAUUAAAAAGGCUUAUAGGGAUGACGUAGAUAUUGAUACCGCCCUACAAACCUUUUUACUAAGCUAUCGCAACAGUAAGCAAAGCACCACGGGUGAGAGCCCAGCGAUGCUGCUGCAGCGACGUUCCUUGCGUUCACGGUUGGAUUUACUUCGCGGUGGGUACGUGGUGCAAGCGCGUGUGCUCGAUGCUCAGCAGCGUCAAGUCGAAUAUGCGGGUGGUGUUCCGCGUAAUUUCUCUUUGGGAGACACCGUCUGGAGUAGGGACUACGGCACCCGGGAUAAAUGGGUCAAGGGCACGGUAGCCCAGAAAGAAGGUUCUGGAAGAUACGUUCUCGACAAUGGUGACGGUCGACUUAUUAAAAGACAUAUUGAUCAAAUAAGACGUAGGUCGCGCUUAUCCGAUGUUACCUGUCCAGAUAUCACUAAUGAGGUCGAUGAAAAGGAUGAGGAUGAGUUUGCAGAUGCGUCUUCAGAGUUGCAAACGAAGGUGGCGGUUUCGGCUGGACAAGAUGACGUGGAUACCGAGCACGUGGCAGAUACGCAAUGUCCCAGCGAGACUGUACCAGGCCCCGCCACUCCUCCACAACCAUCGCCACCGUCGCGGCCAGUGACCCGUUCCAGGCGAAUCCGAAAACCCGUAAUUAAAUUCCAAUGUUAGAUUAAUGGUAUACUUAGUUAAAUUAUAAGUUUAAAACUAGUUAUUAAGUUCAUUGCUAUAUAAUUAUGUAGAUAUUUAAGGCUGGAGGUGUAAGGUAUUUGUUAAUUAUUGUAACGUCACCGCUCAGUCCGCCAUUAAAGCCGUUACGAG
Molecule: messenger RNA, 3770 nt
Organism: Parnassius mnemosyne (clouded apollo)
Lineage: Eukaryota; Metazoa; Arthropoda; Insecta; Lepidoptera; Papilionidae
Source: the annotation of a GenBank genome assembly